AUGGUUCAAUUCAUAAACGAAAAUCAAAAUUUUUGGAUUGCUGAAAAGCAUGAGAGAUUCUCAACUUACAGCGAGUUCUCCAAAAAAAGUUUAAUGGGAGUCAAGAAUAUUCAUUUGCCCAUUGAAGCCAAGCAAAAGCUAAGUGUCACAAGAUAUUUGAACCUUUCUAUUCCUGAUGAGUUUGAUGCACGCACAUGGUGGCCACAGUGUGAAUCAAUUCAAAACAUUCGUGAUCAGAGUAGUUGUGGUUCUUGUUGGGCUUUCGGAGCAGCUGAAGCUAUCACUGAUCGAGUUUGUAUUGCCUCGAACGGGUUGAUUAAGCCCAAGUUAGCUGCUGAUGAUUUAUUAGCUUGUUGCUCAGAGUGUGGAGAAGGAUGUAAUGGUGGAUAUCCAAAUAAAGCAUGGGAUUAUUGGGUGGAGACUGGGCUCGUUUCUGGCGGUGAUUACGGAGAUAAUAGCACAUGCCUUCCAUACCCAUUUCCUUCAUGUGGUCAUAUACAGAAGAAUGACACACAUUAUGAUACUUGUAAGCAUGGACUUUUCAAAACGCCAAAAUGCACAAAGAAAUGUGCAUCAUCAUAUCAUAAAGAUUAUCAUAAAGAUAAGCAUUAUGGCUUGUCGUCAUAUGGCGUUGCCAACAAUGUCGAAGCCAUCCAGAAAGAGCUUAUGACAUAUGGACCAGUUGAAGUUGCAUUCGAAGUUUACACUGAUUUCAUGAAUUACAAAUCUGGCGUUUAUAAGCAUGUGACUGGAGAAUUAGCAGGUGGACAUGCGGUCAAACUUAUUGGAUGGGGUGAGCAGAAUGAUGUUCCCUAUUGGCUCGUUGCCAAUUCUUGGAGCACUGACUGGGGAGAGAAAGGUUUCUUCAAAAUUUUAAGAGGAAAUGAUGAAUGUGGUAUCGAGGGCGGAGUCGUGGCUGGAAUUCCAAAAGUCAACUGA
Molecule: messenger RNA, 939 nt
Organism: Auanema sp. JU1783
Lineage: Eukaryota; Metazoa; Nematoda; Chromadorea; Rhabditida; Rhabditidae
Source: the annotation of a GenBank genome assembly